Messenger RNA from Histoplasma capsulatum G186AR, 459 nucleotides. RefSeq lists its product as uncharacterized. Lineage: Eukaryota; Fungi; Ascomycota; Eurotiomycetes; Onygenales; Ajellomycetaceae. The transcript has a single exon. The record is from RefSeq and is a predicted model, not a curated record. Bases 1 to 459 code for a protein of 152 amino acids.
AUGUUUGUCACGGAGCAAGGAAGGAGCAGCGCAACGCAGCUGGCGGGAAAGAACAGGGCUUCCCGAGAACGAGCGGAGGGAGAACAGAGAGCGAGAGAAGAGAGGAAGAGCGAUGACAGCGACGACAGCGACGACGACGAGGACGACGACGACGGAUGGUGCAGAAAAAGCGACGCGGAUGGAUCGCUGGCGGCCCUGGAAACCGGCGCCAAGCCUGCCCGGUUCCAUCUCGCCCAAGAUUACCAACAAGCCCAGUCCCUGGUAUUGACGACGUACUACUGGACAUGCUCUGUGCGGCGUAUUCAGUGCGUACUGUACCUUGAUACGGCUGCUGGGGACAGUCGCACCAUCAGCAUAGUACGGAGUUGGAGAGGAAUGGAUUUGUUGAUUGACCUUGUUCUUGUUCUCUUCAAUAUGGGGAUGAGCAGUUUCCCAAUCAAAACCGACAACCCAGCCUGA